AUGAGCGAGGUACAUGCCCCAGACCAGUGGGCUCUGCUGACCUUUGCAAAUGAAGCAAUGCAAGCUUCGACAAAUCAGACAAGCCAUGCUGCCAAUAGCAACUCAGGAAUCAGUUGGUCGAUGGUCCUGAAGGGCCUCUUGCCCAUGCUCACUAUACACCAUUUCGUCUUUUUAAUGACAGAGUUGUCUGAAGUCGAGACACCAGUCCCUGGCGGUGUUGACUCGCAAGACACGGGCUCUGAAAAGUAUGGACUGCUUGAAGAAGACAAAUACAAGGACAAAAAGCGAAGUUCAUCACCUAUCAAGUCUGCCUACAUAACUUCAAGCAUCCGUGCGACCAUCCGACACCUGAACGCCGAGGCAGGAGACCUGAGCAUGUUCCGUGGCAUUGGAUCAUCAUCAGUGGCAGUUCUGGUGGUCAUGCCCGUGUAUCUUCUCUCUGAGUUCAUCUCCCACAGACUUCCAUUGCUCAAGAAAAGCAACCGCAUCGCCGAGGCUUUCUCGCACCAAGUUGUAGAGCUCAUUGCAUGUCAAAUAACCGCAGCGAUCCUGCACGUGUGCAUCUCGAAACCUCGCUACAAGUUCUGGUUCCGUCGUAUGCCAAUGACAUGGUUCAAGGUGUUGCGCACCGCUUGGCUCGCUAUACUGGUCAAUGGUCUAUCUGGCGACAUUAUUGACGCAGCCUUUUACUACCUGACACCUGCUUCCAAGCCUGAUUCAGAGACCACUAUCACGAUCAACACGAGCAACAAGCCAUUCCAACUUAAGGAAGGGCCUAUUGUCAAGCUAAGUGUCGCCUUCAUUCUCUGGGCUUGCAUCAAGUCUAUGGUGCGUGCCCAGAUCAAGCCUUUGAUACGCCUGGUGCUUGAAAGACCGUUCAAGGCAGUCGAGACCCGUGUCUAUGCUUCGAUGCUCCCUGACGACGAAGACCCCGUUAUACCCAUGGAUCGCAGCUUCCAAGGUCGUCCUCAAUCCGGCGGUAUCCUACAGCAACAAACACAACCGCUCAGCUUCAUGGAAGCUGCACGCACAAUCGACAAAAAGACCUUUAUUCGCCUGGUCAAACUUCAAUUCAAGCUUCACAUCCUUCAAGAGCUUGCCCAAUAUGCCUUCUGGACUUUGCUGUUUGCAGAGAUUAUCUUCUUUGUUGGCCCUAGUGCCGUCUGGGUUGUGUUGAAGCUGAUCACCAAUACACCUGUCGUGCAAGCAGAUCUGGAUCUUGUGCAGGGAAACGCGACGAGGAAGUUCUUGGGCAACAUGAUUGCUGGUCCUAGUAACUUCACAAUUCCUCAACUCAACAUGACAGUCCCGACUCUUGAUCAGUAG
Messenger RNA from Aureobasidium melanogenum CBS 110374, 1326 nucleotides. RefSeq lists its product as uncharacterized. The record is from RefSeq and is a predicted model, not a curated record. Bases 1 to 1326 code for a protein of 441 amino acids. The transcript has 2 exons. Lineage: Eukaryota; Fungi; Ascomycota; Dothideomycetes; Dothideales; Saccotheciaceae.